This is a messenger RNA of Protopterus annectens (West African lungfish), 1906 nucleotides long. It is a transcript of the gene MKRN1, whose product is annotated as makorin ring finger protein 1. The coding region runs from base 10 to 1305 and encodes 431 amino acids. Lineage: Eukaryota; Metazoa; Chordata; Ceratodontiformes; Protopteridae. Gene Ontology annotation, molecular function: ubiquitin protein ligase activity; metal ion binding. The transcript has 8 exons. Gene Ontology annotation, biological process: protein polyubiquitination. The record is from RefSeq and is a predicted model, not a curated record.
UUUAGAAGAAUGGACAGCUACACAAGAUCACGACACAUUCCGCAUCUGAGAAGAUAUUUUAUGCAUGGAGUUUGUAAAGAAGGAAGCAAUUGCCGUUAUUCUCACGAUCUUUCGGUCAGUCUUCCAGCAAUGACGUGCCGGUAUUAUCAGAAAGGCUGCUGUGCCUAUGGAGACUUCUGUAGGUACGAGCAUGUCAAGCCAUCAAAGGAUGAAGAAAGAGGUCUACAAAAUGUAUCUACUACUGAGUUGAGCACUGUCUCGAGCACAGAUGCAUUUCUAAAACCACUGGCAGAACAGAGUGCCACUGCAGUAAAUGAGGAAGACCCUGCUUUAUCAUCUGUAAAACCACAGCUGGAGGAUUGGGUGAAUGCUGCAGAAUUUGUCCCAGGACAACCUUAUUGUGGACGAGAAGCAACUCCACAAGGACUGGUAAUUGAGGAAGAGUAUGAGAAAGAGCAAGCCAAUGAAGAGCUGAAGAAGCAGCUAUGCCCUUAUGCAACAGUUGGAGAGUGCCGUUAUGGAGAGAACUGUGCUUACCUUCAUGGAGAUGUCUGUGAUUUGUGUGGUUUGCAGGUGUUGCAUCCUGUUGAUACUGCUCAGCGGUCCCAGCACAUAAAGCUUUGUAUUGAAACUCAUGAAAAAGACAUGGAGCUGUCAUUCGCAGUCCAGCGAAGCAAGGAUGUCAUUUGUGGAAUCUGUAUGGAGGUAGUAUAUGAAAAAACCAACCCCAGUGACCGGAGGUUUGGAAUCCUAUCUAAUUGUAGUCACACCUAUUGCCUUAAGUGUAUUCGGAAGUGGAGGAAUGCGAAGCAUUUUGAGAGCAAGAUAAUAAAGUCAUGCCCAGAGUGCAGAAUUACAUCAAAUUUUGUCAUUCCAAGUGAAUACUGGGUGGAAGAUAAGGAAGAAAAACAGAAACUAAUUAUGAAGUACAAAGAAGCAAUGAGUAAUAAAUCUUGUCGUUAUUUUGACGAGGGUCGUGGAAACUGCCCUUUUGGUGGAAACUGUUUCUACAGGCAUGCAUACCCUGAUGGUCGCUUACAGGAGCCCCAGCCACAGAGGAGGCAGACAGGGACAUCUGCAAGGCAUCGAACUACAAGGAGAGCGCGCCUGUGGGACUUAAUCGAAGAUGGAGAAAAUGGAGAUCCAUUUGCUGAUGAAGAUGAGGUCGUAACGUUAGAGCUAGGGGAAAUGUUACUAAUGCUUUUAGCUGCUGGUGCUGCUGAAGAUUCAGAUUCUGAAGAUGACUGGGACUUGUUUCAAGAUGAGUUGGACGAUGAUUAUUUUGAUUUGACCUAUAGCACCUGAAAGUGGAGUUUGGACUGUCUGAGAGAAGAGCAGACAGUAGCUUUUUCCUGUAUCGUGGCAGUGCCUGUGUGGCUUUGGUACAGGCAGGCCAAUUAGUUUCAGGUGCUCUUGUAAACUUAAUAUAGUUCUGUUAUUUGUGUGUCUGGUUCUGAUGAUCCUUUACAAAAUAAACUCGUGAACAACUGCAAGCUAAAACUCUCUUAAUAGUCGUGGAGUACCCUAUCCUGGUGGAGCUGUGUGUCUUUCAGUAGUGCCUGUGAGUUUUUAGGACCCUGUCAUGUAUUCUGACAGUACAAGAAUCUCACGCUUUUUAACAGUUCCUUUCAGCCAAAGAGGAGGAGACUGCAGAUUGUAAGGUGACUGCUUCAUACUGAUUUUAGUCAGCUGACUGACAUGUUAACAUAAAUGUAGAAUCACAGUGCUAACCAUUUUUAAAUACUUGGUAUUUAUUGUUUUCACAUACCCGUCUGUGCAAUUCCUUUAUCAUAAGAAACACUCACAUUGAGGUAUGUUUUGCUGGGUCUGUGCGUUUUCAAAGGUUUUAACUUAUUAAAACGUUUUUUAUUGUCACAUGACACCCUUGAAUAAAAAAGUUAAAAUA